GUGUGAGAGUGUGAGACUAAGCGAGCGUUCGGGGCGAGAGAGAGAUCACCGUUUGCUAUGACGGUCUCUUGUUUUGUUUUGACUGCCGACCGUCCAGGUGCGCGCACAUGUGCUCCAUGACUUCAAGCAGGACCUGUCUGUCUGCCAAGGCGAACACCAAAAUCACCAGCAUCCUCACCGACAUCAUCAUAAUUUGCUGCUGCUGCUGCAUCCCGCCGAACAGCACAGCAGCUCUGGCUAUAAUUCCGCACGCGUUCAGAGAAGAUUACAGCGCGGAGAGGACCCCGCUGGUGCGGCUGAAGAGCCUCGUACCGGACAGGCACGGAGCACCGCGGGGGGAGGAGGAGGAGGAACGCGGCCGUGCUGUUCGCCGCUCCUGAAUUCAUGCACUCAUAUGAAGAUACUCAGCCCAGAACAGGCUGCAGAGAUGCGCAUCAAGGCUGCGUUCAGCACACUGCGGGUCUGGCUGCCUCUACUCACACUGGGCUUCUGCGGAUUUGCACACAAGCUUUCAGAUGCGCAGUCGGCGGCAGAGAGGCUCCGCGCGGCACAGUGCGGCACGUGGCUCCGCAACCCCAAUGGGGGGUCCUUCUCCUCCUCCAACUACCCUGGAAACUACCCCCCCGACAAGGAGUGCAUCUACAUCCUGGAGGCCCCGCCGCGGCAGCGCACGGAGCUGCACUUCGACGAGCCGUACUCGGUGGAGCCGUCGUGGGAGUGCAAAUUCGACCACCUGGAGGUGCGCGACGGCCCCUUCAGCUUCUCACCGCUCAUCGGCCGCUUUUGCGGUACCGAGCGACCCCCGCCCAUCACUUCCAAUGGCCGCUUCAUGUGGAUCAAGUUCUACUCCGACGGCGAACUCGAGUCCAUGGGCUUCCGCGCUUACUACAUCUUCCUGCCCGACCCAGAUUUCAGCCACAUGGGCAGCAUCAUCCACCCGCUCCCAGCGUGUGAGUUUGAAGUCAGCGGCGCGGAGGGAAUCCUCAAGUCAGCACAGCUCGAAACCGAGAGCAAGGCAACGGCCAACGAAGCCAUCGACUGCUUUUGGACUAUCCGGGCCACCCCCAAUUCACGGAUCUACCUGCGCUUCCUCGACUACCAGAUGCACCACUCCAACGAGUGCAAGCGCAACUUCAUCGCCGUGUAUGACGGCUCGCGGCUCAUCGACAACCUAAAGGCAAAGUUCUGCAGCACAGUGGCGAGCGAUGUGAUGCUGCAGUCGGGCCUGGGCGUCGUGAGGAUGUGGGCUGACGAGGGCAGCCGCACCAUGACGCACUUCUCCAUGCUCUUCACCUCCUUCCUCGACCCCCCGUGCGAUGGCAGCAUGUUCUUCUGCCACAGCAACAUGUGCAUCAACAGCUCGCUUGUGUGCAACGGCGUGCAGAACUGCGUCUACCCUUGGGACGAGAAGCACUGCAAAGAGAAGCGCAAGGGCAGCCUCUUCCAGCAGAUGACAACCACCAACGGCACGCUUAUCGGCGUCUGCUCGGGCCUCGUGGUGGUGCUCAUCGUGAUCUCCGUCUACGUGCAGCUCAAGCAGCCGCGCAAGAAGCUUCUCCCGCAGCGUGGGACGAGCACCGGGGCCUGCGGCGGUGCCGCCAGCGGCUCGGGCAGCACUGAUGCCGCCUGCCUGCAGGAGGUCCUGGAGCCCCCCCUCUACGACCUCUUCUCCACUGCCAAGCCCAGUGGGGGGCCGGCACGUGACGGCAGAGGGGACGGCGCACGCAACCACGGCACGGGCACGCUGACCGGCUGCCGGCAUGACUCCGUCACCAUGCUGCAUGGCCAAGCAUCUUCCUCGGCCGCUGGCGCCUUCGCCGAAACCUUCACCACCAUUGGCGGUGGCGGAGCACAUGCGGGCGCGGCGUGUGAGCGCAGAGAACUUCGCCGGUGCGCGUCGCUCACGCGUUGCGUGCACGAGCACCACUGCGGCUCCGGCCGGCCGGGCACCCUGCCCUCCUCCUCCUCCUCGACCGCGGUGGCCGGUGGUGGCGGCGCUGCGUGCAUGGCCCGCAGCACGCUUAGCUUGCGCGACCUGCUAUUGCGCCAGGACGCGCCGCACAUGUGCACUGCGUCGGGGGUUGACUGCGGUCACGUCGACCGCCGGAUGGCGUGCAGUGGCGGAGGAGGCGGCAGCAACAGCGCGAGCGUCAGCGGCAGCAGCAGCAGCGGAGGCGGAGUCCGAACAGGUGGAGGAUUUGGGGUUCACGCCGCCCACCGGCUGCCUGGCAGCGCCAUGCAACAGCACCACCACCAUCACCACCAUCAACAAGACCUGCUGCACCACCAAGACCUCCACCACCACCACCACCACCAGGACCUGCUCAGCCAGGAGUUUCUUCACCACCAAGACGUCCACCAGCACCACCAUCAUCACCACCAGCAACAGCAGCAUCAGCAAGACCUUCACCAACAUCACCACCAGCAGCAACAGCAUCAUCAUCAUCAGCCGCACCACCACCAUCACCACCACGAGCAGCAGCAGCACCAGCAGCAGCACAUGGCACUGUCGGCGCACUCGCUGCACUCGUUUCAGUCGCCGGGGGCAAGCGGGCCCGCCGAGGGCCGUGGCCGCAAGAGGAUAUUCACGGUGAAGCGCGGCCUCCCGCUCCCGCCCCACCGCGGCGACCCGGCGGGCGACCCCCGCGAGACGGAGGUGGACGACGAGAGCGAGUGCGAGUGUGACGAAUGCUCGUGUGAGUGUGACGGUCCCGUGCUGCGCUCUGCCUCUAUCCACUUUUAAGCUGCGGCAAACGCCGCCGUUGUGGUGGCGCUGCUCGACUCCUCGUUCUCCGCAAUCCCGUUAUCCGCACGCGUGGACGAUGAUCGCCACGUUUUUUUUAUUAUUAAUCACUUUUUUAUGAUGGUGGUGGUGGUCCUGGUUAUUGGGUGGCUUUGUAAACACCGGGAAUGAAAAGUAGCCACGGAUCUAAUACUGCCAUGGUCAGAACCCUAACUAACUAACCGACUAGGCAAACCAGUCUCAAGUACUAGCCCCUAUUCUGUCCAUAAAUAACUAGGCAACCUGACAUUAUUACUAGCCUUACCAGUGACCAUAACGCUAACCCAGUGACCAACCAAAUGCUAGCCCUAACCAAAUAGCCAACCAGACACCAGUACUCUGUCUUUAACUGACACCCUAACCCCACCAUUCACAUUUCGUCAGACCUUACCGCAGUUCACUGGUGCAGUAAUGGCCCUCGGAGCUCUGCGCUUUGAGCUUGUCGGCGUACCAUCCCUUCAGAACAGAUAAAAAUGAGCACCACUUUGUGAAAAUUCAAAGGGUGGUUCCCUCGAGAGAAUGGCCCCUACCACAGGAACGUGGGCUUUCCACCACUGGCUCUGAGCACUGCACAGUGUUCGUUUGAGCAGUGAGAGGUGACCGGGUCACUAUGAGAUCGGAUUGCUGUGCCGGCACUGAAGAGAACCUGGGUUCGAAUCCAGGUUGCAGUCGCCCAUGAUUUAGCUGGCUUCUCACAUGUAGCGGGUUGGUGUUCUCAAACCAGUCAUCAAUGGCUGCACUGAAAAAAAUCAUACUAAUUUAGUUUUGGCCUUAAUUCGACUAAAUUCCAGCUCUGACAAACGAAAAUAUGCUGCCCGCCUCUUGCGAAUAACGAGGUUACUUCAAGACAUUUGGGAAGCAGUUCUGCGAGCCCUCCUGCGUUACCGUUCUCUCAUGCGGGGACUGUUCUCCCUGCUCUGCAAGACUUCGAAAUGACGUCUCGUGGUACGACUCCGAGAGCACAAUCACGAUAGGUGGGGUGGAAGACAAAAUUUAAUACAAAUGUAAUUAAUUUGCUAAUGGUCUGUGGCUUGAAUAAUGUCACCCAUCGAUGGCUUUACUUGAACUGAACAACUCUAGCUCAACUGUAUCACUCACGCAACAGGCUUUAGCUAUUUGCCCCUGCAAUAUGCAAAUUAUCAAAUUUUAAUUUGUCUUCGUUGCUAGGCAACAGAGAUGAGCGCUGCCCCGUCGCGCGCCAGAGCUCACGGGACACUUCCCCUUUUGACUCCCGAGUCCGCUAAUUAAUAUCCUUCCCUAUUUAAUUUAAUCAGUUUUUGUUUUGCGACACCAAAACAUCCGAUGAUAGAAAGGGAAAAAAACUGCUUGGAUAUCAGCCGUUUACAAAUCCUCACAGUGUUUUAGUUCAAGGCCUCGCAUCGUAACAUUUGAUCUCCGACUGAUUCCAAGCUCAGUGAAACUGCUCUGACAAUGUGACGCGGUGAAGUAAAGUGAAUAGGACAACACGGCACAAUCACAUCAAUGCCUGUGGCUCCUCGGUGGCCGUGCUAGGCUCAAGCAAACCAAGCAAAAGAUUCAGGUCACAAGUAGCACAAGGUGCCCUCCAAUCAUGGUAUCGUCGCGGCGAAUCUUUCCAUGGCCUAGCCCAUCUUAUAUGUAUUGCCUCUCUCAUCUCCUUGUAUGUCCCCUCUCGUCCCCUUCGUUCCCAAUGUUCUCUCUCUCUGUCUCUCUGUCCCUCCUCCUCCUCCCCGUGCCCAGUCCCAUUUUCGGUUAUUUUCCCUCCUUGUACUUCUCCACUGGAGUCUACUUCCCUUGUACAUAAAGCCUCAACCCCUUCUAUAUUGCCCAUUCUCUUCCUUCCCCUCAUCCCUCCACUCCUUCCCGUCCCUCCCCUCCCCUUUCGUGAUUCCCUAAAUACCUUGCUGUCACUGCUCAAUCCUUGUAGCACGCCCCUGUCAUUUAAAUAACUCUUUUGUCACCGUUUUUGUAUAAAGCGCCUUGAGUGAAGGCGCUCUAUAAAUAUCAAUUCCAUUAGAAUAAAAUAUAAUUGGAAAUUAUAUCACUAAAUCAAUGCUAUCCUAUUUUGCAUCACUCUGCUAGCUCACUACAUUCCCAUUCCAAAGCUUGCAUUUCCAUAGCUCUUCUGUCAUCUCACCAGGAGUCUAUAAUUCCGAAAGGGGGGCUCUAGAAAUAAAUUCUGCUUUAGACCCCCAAUAGGCCACCUCCACCACUGCUGCUUCAUUUGAUAGAGAAUCUCUGCUUACAGUGCACAAGUGCUGGAUAACAUUUAGUGUGUGGUAAAUAUAGCGCAGGGCUGUGGUUAGAGAGCUCAACUCUCAAUCGGAUAGGUUACGAGUUAAAAUCUCACUCGGGGGUGGGGGGAGGGGUUGGCUCAGUUGAUCAUCAUCUUUAAAGGGUUUAUAAAACCCAUGAUCCGUAAAGGGUUUGUGGAAAGUCAAUCAGCAGUGGUCAUCCUAUGGACAGACUGGCACUUGCCAUGAGAAUGUGCAAUAUCCAACACUGGGUCAGAGCAGCAGAUGAUGAGUGAUACCAAUCCCAUCGAUUCAUUGAGCAGGGAGAGACUGCCCUUUGACUUCUCGAUAUACAGUAAUUUAUACAAUUUUGGACAUGGGCGGAGUUUGCGGGGAGGGGGGGGGGCAACGCCCCACCCAAACUAAACAUUUUAUUCGUUUAUUUUCAAUAGUUUACAAUGAUGAUAAAAAAAAAUCACUAUAUGCACCCGAGAUUCCUAAUGUGAGGGACAAAGCGAACAAAGCCCCGCCCAAAUAUAGAAGUCAAACUCCGCCUAUGAUUAUGGAUCAUUUCAGAUUCACGAAUCAAAUGUCAUCGGAUCAUCCUGACCCGAUUAGUAAUAUGAUUUCAUACAACAUAAUGAAUAAUUUUAGAUUACUGAUCACAGACUGCAUUGGUUAAUCUGCUUACGGUAAUGUGGCAAUUGUAACUCGUUAUUGUUGGCUGUCGUCUCAAACACGAUGGCUGAGAGUUAGGGGGGCACAUCCACAAUUGCAUCCAGACUGCUUAAAACAGCCGGAAGCGCAGUGACAAGAGACAAUUUUUUGAUUGAAAAAAAUGUUUUUUCUCAGUCUUGAUCGUAAUUACGUACGGCCCAGAUGUCAAUCGACUGCUGGAUGAAGGCCUCCCGUCGCCGUUGCCGGUGACAGGAGUUUGAUCAUACUUCACCACAGCUCCCACCGUUAGUGACGGUGGGAGUCACCGCAGCUUGGAGGACCGGACCAGGUGUCACCACUGGUGUUAGCCAUGUCCGGAAAUGAAACUCUGGUCGUCGAGUUUGUGACGCAGGGCACCUGCCUCCUCUCCACCUGCAGUUCUGAUGCAGUGUCCAAAUAUCUUGCAGUUUCCCGGGCACACACCACGUGUGUAGCCACACACCACUGCAGACAAGAGGAGUUGUACUGCAAUAUUACCGUAUUCUCAAGAUUUGAAGAUGCUCCCCCCAAACUUGUAUCCGUUUAAAUCUAGAUUGAAAACUCAUUUCUUUAUAACUGCUUUUAGUGUAUCGUUGUCCUUCCCCCGCACCUCCGAUUAGCAGGGUUGGCUACGUACGGUGCAAAAAAGUUCAGCAUACAUACAAACUUGUGUCCCCUGUCAAUAAAGUAAGACCAAUCUGGUCACCACGCACGAACACAUCUACCGAACCAUAAUACGCACCCCAAAAUUAUGUUUGGAUAUGCAGGGGGGGAGUGUGACAUGAUCCAGAGAAUACGGUAAUUCCAGUUCCUUUGUCUCCUCAGAAACACCUCCCUGAGUCUCAAGAUCAAUUGCCAGGAGGGUCCUGCAUUUGGGAUAUGUCUGACAAAUUGCUAUUAAUUUCUUGCAUUUUCUAUUUAUUUUGCACGUGGGAAGAAACCGGAAUGCCCGGAGAAAAUCUACACAUGCAAGAGGAGAGUAGGCGAACACUGUACCACGCAGAUAGCGCAUCUGCAGCCUAUUUGUUGUACUAUACCGCCUCCUUACUGGAGUCGCCCUUGGGGGCGAAGUUAAACCUCGUCAGGAUCGUGAA
Molecule: messenger RNA, 6785 nt
Organism: Lethenteron reissneri (Far Eastern brook lamprey)
Lineage: Eukaryota; Metazoa; Chordata; Hyperoartia; Petromyzontiformes; Petromyzontidae
Product: neuropilin and tolloid-like protein 2
Cellular component (GO): postsynaptic density
Molecular function (GO): ionotropic glutamate receptor binding
Source: RefSeq, a predicted model, not a curated record